CCCCACCCGCCUGUUCGCGAACUCGAUCAUUCCUUCUCGACCUGAGUCACCCGGGUGCAGACCGAGUCGCUGCUUUCCUUCUGUGCUCGACAGCAAAGCCACUCUCCUGGCUGCUCUUCUCUCAACCCAAAGCGCUUCCACCCCGAUCCUGCUGCUUCCUGCUCCGCUCGCAUCCAUGCCCUCUGUGUUGGCUCCAGCCGAGCCCGAGGUUCUUCCUGGAUGCACUCUGGCAUCCAGCCAGCGCGGCCCACGACACAACCGAGUCUGUCUUGAUUGGGCCUCCUGGGUCAGGACUCUGUUGUCCUUCAUGGGUCCAGGGUAUAUCGUUGCUGUUGGAUACAUGGAUCCAGGAAACUGGGCCACUGAUCUCCAAGGCGGAUCUUCCUAUCAGUACAAGCUGCUGUUUGUCAUCCUCUUCUCGAAUGUGUUCGCUGUUCUAUUCCAGGGCCUCGCCGCCAAGAUCGGGGUUGUGACCGGCCGCGACCUGGGCCAGCUAUGUCGCAAGCACUUCCACCCCUGGCUCAACUAUGUCCUUUACGUCACUGCCGAGCUCGGUGUCAUCGCCACAGACUUGGCUGAGGUCAUCGGCGCCGCCAUUUCGCUGAACCUUCUCCUGGGCAUCCCUCUCGUCUGGGGCAUCCUGCUCACGACCCUUGAUGUGCUGGUAGUCCUGGCGACCUUCCAGGCAAAAUACCUGCGCAUCUUUGAGUUCAUCAUCAUUGCGAUGGUGCUGGCUGUCGGUGUGUGCUACGGAAUGCUGCUCAAUCGCAGCUCGGCCAGCGCUCUGGAUGUGCUGAAGGGCUACCUUCCUCUCGACUCCAGCAUCUUCACCGACCCGGCAACUCUGUACGUCGGCAUGGGCAUCCUCGGAGCCACGAUCAUGCCUCACAACCUGUUUAUCCAUUCGAGACUGGUUCAGUAUCGCUCUCCGCGACAGGAGGCCGACCCGGUCGACGGUGCAUUGUCCGUGGAUCCCCAACAGUCCGUGGAUCUCCAGCAGUCCGUUGAUGUUCAGCAGCCCGCUCGCAUGCAGGAAUGCAGCACCGAGAACAUGUCGGGUACCCAGGAAGAAACCCGGGUGACGGUGAGCGGCCGAAACCAAGAAGACAUGGCACCCGAAGUGCCCAUCAAAUCUGUGGACGGGCGGAUCCGAUCAUCAGAUCCCCUCGAAGCCAAGCUGGCCGACGGAUAUAUCAACCCGCCCGGCUUUGCCAACAAGGUUCAGAAAGCCCUGUCGUUUGCGUUCAUCGACUCGUUUAUUGCCCUGACCUUUGCCCUCUACGUCAACUCGGCCAUCUUGAUCGUCUCGGCCGCGCUGUUCUACAACACCAACCAGCAGAUCAGCGACAUACCUUCGGCGUACGAGCUGCUCAAAAGUUUGAUUGCCCCGUGGGCAGCAACGGUCUUUGCUCUGGCGCUUCUAUGUUCCGGGCAGUCGUCUUCGAUCACUGGCACGCUGGCGGGGCAGAUCGUCAUGGAGGGCUUUCUGAAGCUCCAGUGGCCGCUCUGGGUUCGUCGCCUGGCAACCCGAACCGUCACCAUUAUCCCGGCCGUCAUCGUGGUUAUCGUCAAGGGCGACGCCGGUCUCAAUGGCUUACUGGUACUUUCCCAAGUCGUGCUGUCGGGCUGCCUGCCGUUUGCGCUGUGGCCACUGCUCUGGUUUUCGUCGUCCAAGAAGGUCAUGUCGGUGCAUUUCAGAACCGAGAAAGACUUGACUGGCAGCAAAAGCUUUGCCAACUCGUGGUUCAUUUUCAUUUUUUCGUUCGUAUCAAUCGCCCUCAUCACCGUCCUCAACGGCAUCAUGAUCUACCAAGCCAUCGCGGGUGCUCCCUCCUGAGAGGUGUCCAGGACUCCGAUCUGAGGGGAAGAGUUGGGUCCGCCAAGGGCUUUGUCGCAACAGAACCGUGCACGAUGGGCCGCCAUGCUCAAUACCAAAAUACAUCGCAUUUCAUCAUGA
Messenger RNA from Polychytrium aggregatum, 1957 nucleotides. Its product is annotated as natural resistance-associated macrophage protein-domain-containing protein. The record is from RefSeq and is a predicted model, not a curated record. Gene Ontology annotation, biological process: iron ion transport; intracellular manganese ion homeostasis. Gene Ontology annotation, molecular function: cadmium ion transmembrane transporter activity; manganese ion transmembrane transporter activity. Gene Ontology annotation, cellular component: membrane. NCBI's taxonomy places the organism in Eukaryota, Fungi, Chytridiomycota, Chytridiomycetes, Polychytriales. The transcript is spliced from 4 exons. The coding region runs from base 176 to 1837 and encodes 553 amino acids.